AUCGCGCCGAGCGGAGCAGACGUUGCCCCGGUCUUCAGAGCAGACGACGUUGAGGUGCCGCUUGAAGCAGACGAUUUCCGUUUCUCCACGUUUCGUUGGCAUUCUUGAAGCCUGCUUACAAGGCAGAGGAAUCCUAACGCCGCUUCGUGCAACAGACCAUCGCAAGCUGCAUCGCGAACGCACCUGCGGAAAAUCUCGAGACCAACUGCGGCAGACGAUAUAUAUCUUCUUUUGAGCAGACGACGUGCGAAAACAACAUGGCGCUGUUCCCGCUGCUGAACCGCAACCUGUGCGGAGGCUCGGAGCUGGCGAGACGCCUCUUCGAAGACGACUUCGGCAGUUCUUUCCUGGACGGCGAGCUGUUCGACCCUCCUUUCUACCACCAGAGGUUCUACAUUCAGCCCCGGCAUCAGGAGCCUACCACGAACAGCGUCUGCCCCAAACAGCAGGGCACUUCUGUCGCCUGCACGCCCGACAAGUUCUCCAUCCGCGUCGACACCCGGCACUUCACUCCGGAAGAGAUCUCCGUCAAGACUCAGGACAACUGCGUCGUCAUUCAUGGCAAGCACGAGGAAAAGUCCGACGACCGCGGCUGCUACGUGAAACGGGAGUUCACCCGCCGCUACGUCCUUCCCGAGGACGUCGAUCCCCAGACCAUCAAGUGUCACCUGACUCAGGGUGGCCUCCUGGCCUUGGAGGCUCCGCGCAAGAACCCCAAGAAAGAGGAGUCUAAGCCGAUUCCCAUCGACGUCAAGCACGAAGGCAAGAAGGCCUAAACGAAGGGGGGGGAAUGGAGUUGAAGUUAUGUUAUAACUCUAUGUGUUGGUUGUACUAAUCACCUGCUGAGAAGACAGACAUGCGAGAACUCGCUCCGUGACAGACGACUACGUCGCGCCUAGACCUCAGUUAACUUCUCCAGAGGGAACCGAUAGAGCUGAUUAGGCUUAACCUUCCAGCACGCGUGCCAACUUUCGAUUGUUUACAAACACGGGUGGUACGUGGAACACCUGAUAGAAUUCCUACGUAUCUAUAUCUCGGGGUAGCCGAUCCUCUUGGCGUUUUUUUCUCGUCGAGCAUUGAUAGCAAUCUGUGAUGACAUUACGUGUAUGGUAUGUGAGAAUAUGAAACGUGAGAAAGAGUGCAUGGUAGCAAAAAUGUGACCGAUACGUGUGAGGCACGAGGCUUAUUGCUUGCACUGAUACGUCUGCAUCGCGCGUCGGCGCGCGGUUCCAGACGAGAGUCGUCUGUUACGAAAACUUAUCGAUCCUGCGCGCGGCGCGCCGCUGUGACCCCGAGGAAACAGUGGGAAGCGGGGGGUCAAUAGUAUUUGAGUGUGUUACUAUUUAGUACUCCUUUUACUGUUACGGAGCGUACCGCCUGGGAUGCUUCAUUUGGAGCAGCGCGCGCGAACGCUAUUGAUCGUUGUUUCAAGUAUACCAUUUCACUCAGUUCUAUUCUUUUUACUUUGUUUUUUUUUUUCGAUUUCUUUCUGCAAGCUGCGCGCUCUUUCAAAAAGCGCUGCGUCAAAUCGAUCAUAAAUACCUUUACAUUUAUCGAUACGUCCUAAGCCAAUCUGCCUAAGGAGAUCUGUGAUAUAGGGGGAGUUGUUUGAUAUAAGUAAGAAAUAAGUGGGGUUGAGGGCAGAACGUACAAAUUCAAGAAUCUGAACAUCUAGGGCCUAUAUAUAGAUAUCGGCAUAUAUAUGAGUACAAAUUGAGGUAGGCUAAAUUGUGUCUUCAUGUAUGGAAGGAUCGGGCCGUGCGACAUUUUGGGAAUAAGAAACGGAAAAAAAAAAAAGAAGAGGAAGAGACACCCGCUUCCUAUAAUUAUGAUUAUAUGUAGGUCGGAUACUCAGGCUAGGUUAGUGCAUCAAUGAAUUCUAAACCAUCCUCUACAGGACGUAUCCUUUACACAAACCUAUUAGCACUGGUUCUUGUGUGUGAGGGUGUGAGGAGGAACUUCGAGGCUCAGUAUACUGAAGGCACCGAAGAUCGUUCACGAAGCGUCUAGUUUGCGACCAAAUUUCGAAUGCAUAGUAUAAAUUUUGAUAAUGCGGAUGUCGCGCAGCAUAAUCGGGAUGCUGUAAUUCUCCUGACAUAUGCUAAGGAAUGUACAAAUGAACCAGAACUAUAGCUUUAGCACGUAUAUGUUAAUUGGGUGAUGUUGAAGGAGGUGAUAGACUAGUGGGAUUGGGAAAUCACGGAGAGGGGCACUCUGUUGCUCAUUAACACUACCAGCUGUCACGCAUUUGAAGCAAUGUUGUUGGUCAGUUCAAGCGUGUAGCGCGGAUAUUAGGCGCAUACAUGGUUAGCCGACCGUUGACGUUGUUUUAGGUUAUAUCUACCGUUCGCGAAAAAAAAAACAAAGACGGAAUAAAUACCGCCAAAACCGGGCAGUGUGAGCAUUCAACUUAGAUUAUUCCAUGUUACUGGGCUAUCAUGUCCUGGUCUGCACCGUAAAAAACGCCUUCCGAGAAGAAGUAUUUAGGACAUAUUUAUUGAACAAGGUUACGUUAUGGAGCUGAUAAUCGAGGUGCAUGUUUCAACGUCACGACUCACGAGGACGACGAGAUGUCGCUGGAAACGAAUCUGUCAGCACUUGUGCCAUAUAGAUAGGCGCGGCAGGUACGGUUAGACUGAUAAACGUUAAACUUUACUUCGCCGUCAAUCGGUCCCUAACCGAUAACUCAUAUAUAAUCUGAGUAUAGAGGUCUCGCCGUAGGUUCGCCGCAAGCAUAUCGCGAACGGGACGCUGAUGUAACGUGGUAUUCAUCACGUGUAUACGUGAUCAUAUGAUGACGUUAUGAUGGUCACGUGAUGCAUUGUGUGAUGACCACACGGUGACCACGUAUUGAAUCAUGCGUUCACUUGAUGACCACGUGAUGUAUCGGCGAGGUCAUGAUCACCGUGGUUAUCAAUCACGACCGCGUGUAGUAGCAGCGCAAUUUUUUUUCUUUUUUUUUUAUGUAGCUCACGGAGCGAGUUCCGUAACUUAUUUACUAUAGCCCUCUCAGCCAAGCACUCGCCUGUGCCAAUUUACUCGCCAUGUACUGCCAGAGGAAAAAUAAAAAAAGUAGCCCCUUGUUCGUGCACGAACGACCCUAUAUGUAGCCUAGAUUUCUUCGUGGUCCUAGGAACCUUAAGCGUUUCUCGCCACAAGACACCGAGUUCACGGGUGGCGGCCGGGUUCGUACGGCAAGUACGUACAAUGUUUUUUUUUUUUUUUUUUUUUUUUUUUUCUUCAUUGAGAUGCUAGCCAGACGCCGUUCUGGUCCACUGUUGUGGUUGUGGGACAAAUAAACGUCACUGCUGCCCACAUGGUGUUGUACGUGGUUG
Dermacentor silvarum is the source of this 3335-nucleotide messenger RNA. RefSeq names its product alpha-crystallin A chain. The record is from RefSeq and is a predicted model, not a curated record. The transcript has 2 exons. Bases 258 to 776 code for a protein of 172 amino acids. Lineage: Eukaryota; Metazoa; Arthropoda; Arachnida; Ixodida; Ixodidae. Gene Ontology annotation, biological process: response to heat; protein refolding. Gene Ontology annotation, molecular function: protein folding chaperone.